Molecule: messenger RNA, 5397 nt
Organism: Odontomachus brunneus
Lineage: Eukaryota; Metazoa; Arthropoda; Insecta; Hymenoptera; Formicidae
Product: adenylate cyclase type 10-like
Exons: 29
Biological process (GO): intracellular signal transduction; cyclic nucleotide biosynthetic process
Cellular component (GO): cytoplasm
Molecular function (GO): adenylate cyclase activity
Source: RefSeq, a predicted model, not a curated record
UAUGAUUAUAUAUUUACCAUAAUUAUUAUUAUAUUUAAUUAAAAUCAAUAUUAAUUUUCAAAAUCAAAUCCGUUCAAAUCCGUUUAGAUUUUACCGUAUGAAUGCUGUCGAACGAUACAUCUCGCAGAUGUUUGAAAUAUAGAUCAGCAAUACAAUGUAUCGCAACUUAAUAUUCUGAAAUUUGCUCAUGUAUCGUUCAUGUAAACAACAUUUCUUUUAUUUCAGCCUAACUUAACCUAGAGAGAAUUUAAUCUUAGGUUAAUAAUUCUCCAUUCUCUGCUCUUUUUCGUUCGCGGGUGCGCGUUAACAUUAAGAAUAUAGAUUCAUGUUACAGUAUGGAGAAAAGAAUUAUCGCAGAAACUGUACCAAGAGGCGCGAAUGGCGUAAUGACGGAAGCUCGCGACUCAAGACGUGCCUCGAGUAUCCGAUUGGAACAACACACGAAGAUAUACGCCUCCAUGUGCCCCGAUGAAAUCCUCGAUCAUUAUAACGAUUACGACACGAGAACAUACUAUACCACAUUGAUGCUCGGUGACAUUUCAGGCUUCACGGAUCUCACGGAAAAGUACACGAAGACCGGCAGAGGCGGUCCGUCCAAACUGACGGAAACUCUGAACAGCUACAUCGGCGCUAUGGUGCAAGAGAUACUCUCACACAACGGUGACGUACUGAAAUUUUCUGGCGACGCGUUCAUAGUUAUGUGGAAGCUCCAAGAAGGUAUGGUGAUGCGCGACAUCGCGAUCGAGGCGAUACAGACCGCGUGUGUCAUACAAAGGCAUUUCGGGACUUACGACACUGACGUCGGCGUAACUCUGCGAGUGAAACUGGCGAUCGCCUCCGGAAAGACGCACUUUACGUCCAUCGGUGAUCCAAAAAUGAUGUCCUACUACCUCAUUACCGGGAAGCCUGUGUGGGAUGUAAAAUUUGCCGAGGGAUUAUGUCGAGGUGGCGACAUCAUCGUGGCAUCCAGCAGCUGGCAAUGGGCGAAUCCCAACGAAUACGUUCAUGAAAAAUUGCCGGACGGCGAGCAUACGUUAAUCAUUGCUUGCUCGACGAUGCUUUGGUACCAACCUAGAGCUAAGGAUAUGGACAUCAAUGCUGGAAAUAAAAACGACGCCAAACAGUUGCGCGAUGACAGAAGCACCAGCCACUUGACAUCGUCCGAUGAUGACGUGCCGAGCACAGAAGCUGAAGCAGCGUUAAUGAACCUGACCGGUGAUACCUUGAAAAUUCGCAUGUUUGAGCAAGUCGAUUACAGCCUGAGACCGAAGAUCGUAAAGGUGGCUAAAAUGCGAGUGAAGGAUUCGCUUAAGAGCUAUAUGCUUAGGCCAGUAAUACGAUCCGUGGAGAUGGACGAGCCGCUAGAGCACCUCACGGAGAUGAGACAAGUGGUCAUCCUCUUCAUCAACGUCAUUACGGCGAAUAUCGAAAUGAAGAAGUUGAUCUCACUCGUCAAUUCGUCUUACAAAUUAGUGUGCGAGAGAAUCGGCAAGAUGCGGGGAUGUGUGAACAAGACGUCGCUCUUCGAUAAGGAUCUGAUAUUCCUCUGCGUAUUCGGCCUGCGUGGCGACAAGCAGGAGUUGGAGUCGCAGAUCGGCUUAAGAUGCGCCAGCAGGGUACGAGAGGACCUCUUGGCGAUGGAGUAUGUGAAAUCCGUGACAAUCGCCGUCACCACCGGGAUAACAUAUUGCGGCGUGGUCGGGCAUAUCUUGCGAAGGGAAUACACUGUGAUCGGAAUUUCGGUGAACAAGGCGGCACGUCUGAUGUGCGCGUACAACAACAUGGUGAUAUGUGAUCGUGAAAGUUUCUUGCAUUCUUACCUCGAAGCGAGACAUUUUAUACUACAAGAGCCGCGAUACCUGAAAGGAAUCACAAACGUCGGCCCCGUCUACGAGUUUCGGGAGCAAGCAAAACACAAUAUACCUGAACUAGUAUGGAGCAAGUAUCCUUUGCUCGGACGAGAAAUGGAAAUCCGACUUUUCCGGCAGAUUCUAACGGACUUGAUAGAACACUCGACCGCGGGCAAGACAACGCAGCGUUCGAGGCCCGAAUACAACACGCUGAUUAUAAAAGGCGAGCAUAGAAUCGGCAAGACGAGAUUGCUGGACGAAAUCGCGCAGAAUAUCCCCACGGGUGUACCGUGCAAUUAUAUCACUUUGGUCAUGAAUGACGCUAAGGUUAGGAUUUGCCAAUCAAAUGAUAAGUAAUCGUUCCCUUCCGCGCAGACUUCUUACAGUCUAAUUCAUCUGAUCUUCUCGAUGCCGCUGGGCUUCAAUGUCGCCACUACUCCAAAAGAGCGUGAGAACAAGCUGAUCUCUCGACUGGGUCGUAUACAUCAGCCAGAGUUCCUUUGCACCCUCAAUCAGCCCUUCAACGUUCAUUUCACGAUGAGCGAGCGCUACAAGAUGUUGUCCGAAACGUUGAAGCGCAAGGUGCUGCGUAAAUUUCUGUUGAAGCUAAUGAGAAGCUGCUUUGAGGAGCUAUGGGUAAUAAUCAUUGACGAUGCUGAAUACGGCGACGACGAUUCCAUGCAGUUAUUCCAUACGAUGAUUAGGCAGGACACGGUAUUCUUUGUCCUUGGUAUUGGACGCAAAAUCGACAUGGAGUACGAACUGGCCAUUAUAGAAAGAGCGCAGGUGAUCGAAUUAAAACAUAUAGACAAGUGGUAUCACGCAGCCCUCGCUUGUCAGAUCCUUAAUGUUUGGGGGAUCCCCGUUGAACUCGAAAAAUUGAUACAAGAGAAAAGUCACGGCAAUCCGGGAUGGAUAGAAAGUUUUCUGGUGAGCCUCGUACAAUCCGGCGGCCUCAAGAUUGUGCAUAUCAAAAAGACAGAAGCGGAAAUGAGGGGCUACAUGCUUCCACCUGUCACUAUGCUGAAGAGGUUUGUAGAGGAAGACAUCGUUCUCAUAGACAUCGAGAAUGACAAAGAUAAGCGCGCGGACAAGUGGGAGAUGUACAGGACGAGUUUUCAAAAUAACGCAGUAUUUUCGUCGAGAUCUCACAACGUAAUAUAUAAGACGAGAUCGACGAUCAAUGACAGAGCAACAAUCACCGUUUGCAAGUUUGCGGAGGAUUUCACUCCUGAAGACGAGUCAGUCGAAGUGACAAUGGACGUGAUGAUAUUAAAACUUUUCGACUCGUUAACGCAUUUGGAUCAACUGCUGCUAAAAUGUGCAUCGGUGUUGGGAGAAAACGUUAAUAGAAAUAUGCUGCAGAGCCUGAUGGAGGAAAUAUCUACGAGAGAAAUAGGACUUGCUGUUCGGAAACUUUUCGAAAUUCGAGUUCUCGGAUGCGGAGUAGGCGACUUCACUGCAAGUUCCAGAAUGCUGAUAUUUCACAGAAAUAUAAGAAAUGUCAGCGUCGAGAAAGAGGUCAGAUGCGAAUGUAUGGGUCUCAUGAUACCGGACGAACUCACCGAUUUGCCGCGAUAUGCUUCUUGUGGUCUGAUGCGCUUCAAGAUAUCAAUGUUCCGUGAAACUACUUACAGACUUUUGACGGAGCACCAGAAGAUGGAAUUACACAGCAAGGCACUGAAGUAUCUACGGCAACACAGCCGGAGAUGCUUGACGUGUGGCGAAUUGAAAUUCAUCAAGUUAUUAGGCGAAAUAGCUACACAAGAAGUGAAAAGGAGAAGACCGACUGUCGAUCGACUUUUGAAUGCGCAACAAUUCGGCGGAAUGAACUCUAUCCUCGAAGAGGAAGAAAAGAACGUUUCGUUAAGUUAUUUACAACUGGCAAACGAGGAAAGAGCAACGAGGUGCACGGACAUCUUUCGCAAAGCGAGCAGAAAGCCGAUGAAGACCUUCUCCGACGUCGAUUUCGCCAAUUGUCGAUGCCAUCUCAUAUUAACGACCGUCUACUCGCAGAUGUUGGAACAUUGUUACGGGAUCGGGAAGAAAGAAUUAAUCCUGACAGCAAUUUUGGAGUUUGUGGAAGUUUGUUUGACAAGUUACAACAUACCUCAAGCUCGCAGACUCCUUAACGAUGCUGAGGACUUACUUUCCGAUAUGUUUGAUGUCAGCGAGGAGGAAUUGAUAGUCCUGCCUUAUCUCAGCGCAAAAAUCCAAACGCUGGAGGGUAGAUGUUAUCUGGAGAGUGGUAUAAUUUCGGAGGCGCAGAAGAAGCUGGACAAUGCAAUGAACACUCUGGGUUACCAUUUACCGAGACGCGAGUUCCUGAUCGGCUUGAAAUCAGCGAUUCAACUGAAAUUACUAAAAUGGAAACUGGCCUGCCCAAAACGCUGGAGAAACGACAGUAUCGAUGUGGAUACCGUAAAUUAUAUCGAACAGUUGGCCAGUUGCUUGGCACUGAUGUUCGAAGUUUACAGAACGAAGGGAAUGAGAAAACACGCACGAUUAGCAGCUUUAUGGAGCUUGAACACCGUGCUUGAUACGUCGAAAGAUUUCCUUACGAUCUGCACUUCGUUCACCAAUAUGAUGAUCACCGCGCACGUCUAUCAAACCAAAUCUAUUAUUCCCUACCUGGAGAACGUGGCUCUCAGUUUUUGCGCGGAGAAGGAGGAUUCCCUCGAGUUUCAGGAGCUCAAAGCAAUCGCUGAGCUUUACGCGAGCGUGUUCUUCUCCCGAUGGUUGAGAGGAGAAAUCCAUAAGGCGAUUAAAAUUGGUUUCAUCACGACGAGGAUGGCGCAAACCAUGGGCUCCGUGUUUCUCAAGCUGCUUGUACUACCGACGUUAGUUCACCUGCUCAUGAUCUCCUGUCGUCAUUCGGAAGUCGUGACUUUGUUAAGAGAAUUGGAAUUUGCAUCGCAAAACGAUCUAGAUAAGUCGGGUCGCACUUGGUAUUACGCAAUGUGCGCCGACGUGCAACUCGACACCGGAUUUACGAUUCUCUCCUUUCGAAAUUGCGAGCGAUAUUACCUUCAAGAAGGAGAAACUAUGAUCAGCCUGCGAGAUCCCGAAGCAGAGAGGCGAUAUUUCACCUCCAUGUGGUUGUGGUGCGUCAGGACGCAACAAUGGGAAGCGUCGAGGGUUUGGGACAGCAGGAAUGUGACAAUCGAGAGCGUGAUGGACGAACAUAUAGUGGCAGCGACGAUCACUGCGUUGAAGAAACUCGAAGGCCUUCUGAUUUUAUACGGUAUACGUUACUAAGGGCAUACUAUUGUAUGAUCCAAUCGCAAAAGGGAGCCGCGAUGAGAAUGCUACGACAGACGAAGAAGUUGUCCAAGAAAGUAGACAACAAAAUGAUCUACAUGUGGGCGAAUCAUUGCGAACGGGUAACUCUUCCUCUCACUCUAUUGCUUGGUCGGGCGCCAUAUCUUCCGUACAAGAAGACUUGUGGAAAGAUAAGACUAUGGUCAAGGCGAAUGAUGAAUGGGACGAAGUAAACGCCAACAAUUCAACGACCAUACCUUUUACACUUCCAUUGCCAAAAUAAAUG